UAUAAUCCGAAAAAGCAUGAACUCACGUUAAAAACUUCGAGUAUAGGCGGUUGGAAUAGACCGAUAAGCAUGAUUUUUGUCUACAUUAUCCUGACGGUUUUUUUGCCGUUCAUAUUGACCGAUGAUGAAUGCGGUGUUACUGUAACAAAAUGUGUAAACACCAACUACAGGACUAUCACAGGAGAAUGCACUAACUUGAAGAAUCCCAAUUGGGGCACCCCUCAGUCCACGUACGACAGAUUCGCCCAACCCAGAUAUGGACCAGACGGUACGAUCCGUAAAGCUGUUAACGGAAGCGACUUACCCAAUGCUCGACUAGUUUCCCGAAUGGUUUAUCAGGAUAAUACUUUACCAGAAAAACGUUUAACUAUGUCAGCGAUAGAAACUGGACAAUUUUUAGGGCACGAUUUAAGUUUCACUUUUCUUGCUUCCCAACAAGUGUUAGAGAAAGCCCCUCAAAGAUGCAGGAGCGUAAUAAUUCCCGAAAAUGAUCCAAGCUUCGAACUCUACAACGUCACAUGCAUUGCUAUUACCAGAUCAUACACGAAUAGAGAUUUUAAUUGCUCAACCAAUUUGAAAUACGAUGAGCAGUUAUCCGAAACCAACGCCUUUCUGGAUUUGUCUUUAAUAUACGGACUGACGGAGGAAGACCACAAAACAUUAAGAGCUUACAAGGAUGGUAAAUUGAAAUUGGACAAAAGAAAUGGACAAGAGUGGUUUCUCCAAUCCAAAACACGUAUAGAGUGCCCCCUUUCACUUUCUACUGAUAGAUGUUAUCGAACCGGCGAUUCGAGAGUAGAUCAAAAUCCUCUAUUAACCAUCAUUCACUUGAUGUGGGCCAGAGAGCAUAAUAGACUGGCGUCGAAGUUGAAAAGCCUAAAUCCCAAUUGGAACGAUGAAAAAUUAUUUCAAACAGCUAGACAGAUUGCGAUAGCUCAGCACCAGUAUAUUUCUUACUACGAGUUACUACCUUUGUAUUUAGGCAAAGAGAAUUUGUUGAAAACCAAGAUUAUAUACGAAAAGCGUGGAUUUAUCAACGAUUACGAUGAAAAUAUUAGACCGCACCUUUAUAACGAACACGCUCAAGGAGCUAUGAGGCGGUUCCACACCAUGGUCCAAGGGGAUGUACACUUGGUAAAUGAAGAAGGCUGUCCGUACAGAAACGCUAAUCUUCGAGACCUCAUCAACAAACCACAUUGGCUGGAAGAGCGCGACAACUUUGACGGAAUCACCAGAGGUAUGAAUAACCAACCGGCAAUCGCGCCUGAUACAUUCACCAAAAAAGAGAUUUCUGCGUAUCUAUUUCUCAACGACAUACCAGUAGGCUACGACCUUAUAAGCAUCGAUCUCCAAAGAUCCAGAAUUCACGGAUUGGCUACUUACAAUGACAUAAGGGAAAAGUGCGGUUUAAAAAAAGCUGAGACCUUCGACGACUUUUUGGAUCAUAUAGAACCAAAAAAAGUUAAGCUUUUGAAGGAAUUGUAUGACCAUCCAAAUAGCGUAGAUUUGUUAGUCGGUGGUACGAUGGAGAGAGUCGAGGAAGGUACGAUGGCAGGACCGACAUUCAAUUGCAUUAUGUUGAAGCAAUUCUACAAAACAAGGAAAAGUGAUCGGUUAUGGUUCGAGAACAGCCAAUCCGGUUUAACAGAAAGACAACUGAGGGAAAUUAGAAAAGCAAGCAUAUCCAAGCUGUUCUGCGAUAAUGCUGUCGGGAUAAAAACAAUGCAGAAGCAUGGUUUUCUGCAAGUUUCCAAAAGCAACCCACGAGUUGAUUGUAAACAUAUCCCUGGACCUAAUCUCGAAUUAUGGAGUGAGACAUUCGUAGAAAUUGGCCCCAUGAAAUCGUUAGUUUAUCAAGGCGAACCCAUCUUGAACCACGCAGAGCUUGUGGGCAGAAUUGUUCCUGCUGCUGGCGAGAUCAGCAUUUCGUUUGCAGACAGAGUUCUCCUAAAGUAA
Messenger RNA from Phyllotreta striolata, 1956 nucleotides. The record is from the annotation of a GenBank genome assembly. Lineage: Eukaryota; Metazoa; Arthropoda; Insecta; Coleoptera; Chrysomelidae.